AUGGCAGACACCACCAAAUCCUACUAUUCCCUCCCCACACAGGCACCCCAGCAGCACAGAUCAGGCAGCCGUCGUCCACCGCUGACCCCAUCGACCGUUUCCUCGCCCUGCCUCAGCACACAUGCUCCCAUUGCAACCCGCAGAGACUCUGGUUCCGGUAGCCCAACCAAGGCCUCAGCCUUGCUCGCAAAGGUCGCUUCCAAUCCCUUGUCACCCAGAGGAGAAACCCCGGGAACGAGUCCAAUGCCGUCACCCGCUCCCAGAGCCGCCGAGAUGCAUUCAAGUCCACUGUACACACCGGAAAGGCCAGGCGUCUGGAGGACCGAGAGCGCUCGCUAUGUCAGGCAGCACAGACAGCAGGAUGGCUAUGUUAGCUUCCCUGACUUCGAGAAGUUUUGCCAAUCCCCUAGUCCUUGCGAAAAUCAGCACCGCGAGCAUCAUGCCGUUAAAACGUGA
Westerdykella ornata is the source of this 456-nucleotide messenger RNA. RefSeq lists its product as uncharacterized. The transcript is spliced from 2 exons. Bases 1 to 456 code for a protein of 151 amino acids. NCBI's taxonomy places the organism in Eukaryota, Fungi, Ascomycota, Dothideomycetes, Pleosporales, Sporormiaceae. The record is from RefSeq and is a predicted model, not a curated record.